UGCUACGGUCUGUAGUUCAAACGUCUCCUGUCUCGUCCAGCAUGAGCGUGUCAGAGUCUGAGUGUCGUAAGUGGAUCGAAGCUGUAACAGGCGAGAAACUGGUGGGCUCGAAUCUUGAAGAACAACUGAAGGAUGGCAUCGCUCUCUGCAAGCUGAUAAACAAGCUUUCUCCUGGCUCUGUAAAAUCCGUGCAAAAGUCGAAGAUGGCGUUCAAACAGAUGGAAAAUAUCAAUGCUUUUACUGAAGCUGCAAGACGGUAUGGUGUACCAGACAGUGAGAAUUUUCAGACUGUGGCUUUAUUUGAAGGGCAGAACAUGAAACAGGUGAUGAUCUGUAUUGAUUCUCUUGGACGUCAGGCUCAGAAAAAGGGUUACACUGGUCCCAAACUUGGUGUUAAGAUGGCAGAUACGCAGAAACGACAAUUCAGUCAAGACCAAGUGGAUGCUGGAAAGUUUGUUCCAUCCAAGCAGAUGGGCUACAGCAAAGGGGCGACACAAGCAGGAAUGGGGGGAUUUGGCAACCAGAGAAAAAUGUGACUCGAUUAAUAGUGGGAAAUUACUCAAUCGCAAGUGACUGUGUGUGUAGUUUCUUGUUGUUAUGUCAAUGUGUGUGGGCAUGGAUUACUUUUAAAAAUUUUGUUGUACUGUAUUCAUUAAGACAUUUAGUACUUUAAAAUAUUAUAUUUGAUUGCACAGUUAGCAUUAA
Corticium candelabrum is the source of this 705-nucleotide messenger RNA. Its product is annotated as myophilin-like. The transcript is spliced from 5 exons. Gene Ontology annotation, cellular component: actin cytoskeleton. Gene Ontology annotation, biological process: actomyosin structure organization; actin filament organization. Lineage: Eukaryota; Metazoa; Porifera; Homoscleromorpha; Homosclerophorida; Plakinidae. The coding region runs from base 42 to 536 and encodes 164 amino acids. The record is from RefSeq and is a predicted model, not a curated record. Gene Ontology annotation, molecular function: actin filament binding.